This is a messenger RNA of Hyaloscypha bicolor E, 1008 nucleotides long. RefSeq lists its product as uncharacterized. NCBI's taxonomy places the organism in Eukaryota, Fungi, Ascomycota, Leotiomycetes, Helotiales, Hyaloscyphaceae. The record is from RefSeq and is a predicted model, not a curated record. The transcript is spliced from 3 exons. The annotation marks the transcript as partial.
GAAUCCCUGGAUCGCUCCCGCGAGACAGCGCGCCUCGGCGUAGCCCUGGUCAUGCUGGAGAACCUAUCAUAUCAACCUCCUGAAGGAAGGCCCCGAAUUCCACUCCAGCCAAGAAAGACCGAGUACUGGCUAAGAGAAUUCAGACUUCGAGGAUGCUUUCCGAACGUCUGCGGAAACCGUAUCAAGGCCGAAAUUUCUCAGCCGGUUCUUGCUGCCGCCCUAGCCCGGUCCGAAUUGACGAUCAGUGAUCUUCACGACGCGGGGCACAUCAAGCGUCUUCACCUUCCGGAAGGCGCUCUUUUGACGCAUUAUCAUGGACAGCAUCGAUUAGAAGCUGCAAAGCAGCAUAUCUAUCCGCACAAUGAGUGGUGGGCGGUCGAGCUCUAUGAUAAAGGUACUGAAUCUCAUAGCAGUACAGAGAGAUGGGACAACAAGUGUCGUGUGCAAGAGCAAGACCGUAAUAUCGAGUCGAUUCCACACGACGAUGGGACCGUCUUCCGAUUCCUGGAUGCGGAGCCUGACUGGAGGACGGCGUGGCGGUCGAAGGACGCGGAGAAUGACCUCAAAGCCAUGGAGAAGAGGCCAGCUUUGUACAAGGGCUUCACAUCUCUAAGACCAUUUGUCGGUCUCUGGGCAUCUUUUCAGAAAGGCACUUUACACCGGUAUAAAUCGCUCAGAUGUGAUGAAGAACUGAUACGAUAUUUAGACCGCAUUAAGCACGUCUGGACCUCCAUACUCGACGGUGACGAAGAGCUUAUAUAUAAUCUAGAUCCUGAGACCGUGGAGCUGUUUGAAGGGAGGGCCCCCAAAACGUCAUCAGCCGACAGAGACUUCAUUACCCGAGCUAUCGAGAGCAAAAGUGCAUUUCCAUUGUUGUAUAAUGAUGUCAAAAGAUUAGGACUGCUACAGAACGUUAUCGCUAUUGAUGGGAUGAUCCCCUCGAUCAAGACGCUCGCCAAGGAUUCCUUAUACCUGGAAGACUGUACGAAAGCAAUGCGGACGCUCAUC